Pleuronectes platessa (European plaice) is the source of this 2991-nucleotide messenger RNA. RefSeq names its product cordon-bleu protein-like 1. The record is from RefSeq and is a predicted model, not a curated record. NCBI's taxonomy places the organism in Eukaryota, Metazoa, Chordata, Actinopteri, Pleuronectiformes, Pleuronectidae. The transcript is spliced from 9 exons. Bases 1 to 2991 code for a protein of 996 amino acids. Gene Ontology annotation, molecular function: actin monomer binding.
AUGGACGAGGAGGGGAAUCCACUGGAGAGGGACCACUCCCUGUAUGUGGUUCUGCCUGGGGGACAGGAGAAGAAUGCCAUGGUGCAUGGAAGUAAACCAGUGAUGGACUUACUGGUGACCCUUUGUGCGAGCUACCACCUGAAUCCCACCGACUACACCGUCGAGGUCGUCUCGACAAACAAGAACAACAUCAGCUUCAAACCCAACUCUCCUAUUGGCUCCCUGGAGGCAGAGAGGAUUGUGCUGAAGCCCAGAGGAACGGAGGGAAAGAGCAGGACGCCGUACAUGCCGGAGGCCACCGUCCGCCUGCUGAUCAACUACAACAAGGCCCACAAGGCGGUGGUGCGGGUGAAUCCCAGAGUUCCCCUGGAGCUGCUGCUGCCACGGGUGUGCGACAAGUGCGAGUUUCAAGUGGACACGACCGUCCUACUGAGAGACCCUCAGUCCACAGAGCCACUGGACCUGACCAAGAGCCUGGACCAGCACGGCCUGAGGGAAGUGUUCGCUAAAGACUCGGCUGUGACGGAGCCGGCUGACCGGCCCAAGACACCAGGAGCAGAGAUCAUCUCACCACCUUCACUACAAGUUCUCAUGCGUUGUACAGAGCUGCCAAAGAAGGAGUCGAGACAGAAGGAGAACCCUGGAUUCCUCAGCUUGUUCAGAAGAAAGAAGAAAAACCCAGAGCAGGACGGAGCCGCGAGCGUCCCGGCCUCUCCUGCUACCAACAAACCGAUGGUGCUCAGUAUGAAUGUGCAGGACGCCUACUCCUCCAUCACUGUGGACACGCCCAAGAAGAGGCGAGCCCCCCAGCCGCCUAUGAGUGUGUCUCUGAGUGUCCCCAACAACCUGAGCACCUGUCACCUCCGGGAGCCGCAGAUGUCUGCAGACUCGACCCUAAGGAGAACCAAGAGGAGGGCCCCACCCCCGCCCUGUGCAAACUCCCACCAGGAGCACCAGGCGGACACACAGCUCACAGGGCCGGUUGACCCUCUGAACACUCUGGAGGAGCUGAGAGAAAGCGACGAGUCCGACUCCUUAGACCUGUCACGUUCCUCGUCUCCGUCACCACACUCAUCUCGAACACUGCCCUCCUCAUCCUCCUCUCGACCAUCGUUUGAACCGUGUCUGCCUUCGUUUCGAGGGAAAGACUUUUCAGAAGCCCGCAGCGCUCUCGCCAAAGUCCUGUCAUCUUCUGUUUCCAAGGGAACUCUGGUCAAGCACUGGAGGAAGUCUGCCAGCCUCCCGAAGAUUCACCGGAGCUCCUCCUCUCUGACUCAGAGGUUUACAGAUAACGGCCUUUUCCGCAUCGAGCUCGAGUCUGUUCUCAAGUCCAGGCUCUCCACUGAGCCCCAGUGGGAGGAUCCUCGGCAGAAGAAGGGGAUGACCACUUUCAAAGUUAUUCCCCUGAACAAGCAGAAGUCCCAUGAACCAGAGACGCCUCCGGAUGUUCCAGACCAGCACCAGGUAACGGUAGAAAAUGACCCUGAGAGCCAAGCUUCUCCUGAGGCUGAGAAUUAUCAAUCUGAGCGUGAGGAUGAUUCAUAUUCUCAUGGAUCAGACACUGGAACACCUUUGCAGAGCCAGGAGCUCUCUUCUCAAGAGGCUUCUGAUGCUCCAGACUCUCCUCCACCUGUCCAGGAGGCCUCUGAGGCUCCAGACUCUCCUUCUCAAGAGGCGUCUGAUGCUCCAGACUCUCCUCCACCUUCCCAGGAGCCAGCUGAGGCUCCAAACUCACCUUCUCAAGAGGCGUCUGAUGCUCUAGAAUCUCCUACACCUGCCCAGGAGAGGGCUGAGGCUCCAGCCUCUCCUCCACCUGCCCAGGAGCGGUCUGAUGCUCCAGACACUCCUCCACCUGCCCAGGAGACAUCUGACGCUCCAGGCUCUCCUUCUCAAGAGGCUUUUGACGCUCUACAAUCUCCUCUACCUGCCCAGGAGCCAUCUGAGGCUCCAGACUCUCCUCCAUCUGUCCAGGAGGCAUCUGACGCUCCAGACUCACCUUCUCAAGAGUUGUCUGAUGCUCCAGACUCUCCUUCACCUAGCCAGGAUCCGUCUGGUGGUCCAAACUCUCCUCCAUCCGACCAGGAGGCCUCGAAGGCUCCAGACUCUCCUUCACCUAGCCAGGAUCCGUCUGGUGCUCUAAACUCUCCUCCACCUUCCCAGGAGGCAUCUGGUCCUCCAGACUCUCCUUCACCUAGCCAGGAUCCGUCUGGUGGUCCAAACUCUCCUCCACCUUCCCAGGAGGCAUCUGAUCCUCCAGACUCUCCUUCACCUAGCCAGGAUCUGUCUGGUGCUCCAAACUCUCCUCCAUCCGACCAGGAGGCCUCGAAGGCUCCAUACUUUCCUCCACCUGCCCAGGAGGCGUCAGACGCUCCAGACUCUCAUCCACCUCCUCCAGAUUUAGCCGAUCAGAAACGUAUGGUCUCACCUCUUUCUGAGGUUGAGGGCAACGAUGAAAGGCCGAUGGAGGGUGAGGAGGAAGAACCUGAAGUUGUAUCCGAGGUGACUGCAGCUACAGAGUCAAACAAACUUAGUGACUGUCAGAUAAACUCAAACGAUGAGAGCGAAGAUCUUCAGAACCCUGGUCCAGGGUCUGUGAGCGGGGGCGUGGACCAGUGGGUCUCAUGCACGGAUGAGACUGAAGAAGAGGACGUGUUUCCUCCUCCACCUCCACCCGUCUUCUUUAGUGAAGACCUAGAACCUCUUGAAGAGGUGCAAGGAGACGCCAUCAUUUCUUCUCCUUCCCAACCAUCAAGUCCUGCCUGCAACGGAGAGACCAACGUGUUCAGCGAGGACCAUCGAGACGUCUCAGGUGGACCAGUGCCUUCGGACAAGAUGAGCGCGGCUCCAUCCAGAUUUGCUCAAGCGGUGGCGUUGGCGGUGCAGAGGUCUCACCUGCAGAGUCAUGGGAAAGCUCUGGACUAUCAGGAUCCCAGUGGUCAGCACAGUGUGCCCCCCUCAGCACCCAGUUCCACGUACCAGUACGGUGCCUGA